AUGGCCUGCCCUCUCCUGUCCAACGCCGCUGCUGUCCCUCUCGCCGCCAAGGACUCUGCUAAUGAGGUUGUCAGACCCGACAUCUCAUGGAUUCCCUCGUACAAGGUGUUCAAGGACAGGGUCGAGACCCUCAAGGCCCUGUACCCUGACCGCCCCAAGACCGUCCCCUCGGGCUGGCCAGCUGAGAUCAAGACAGCCCGGGCCUGGGCUGGCUCUGACUUCAAGUCAGAGGAUGAAUACAUAGUCAAGCUCAGUGCUGAUGAUGUGCUCGAGAUUGAAGCCGGACUGGCUCACUUCAAAUCCCUGCCCGGACUCAGUCCAAAUGACGUCAACCCGAGCACCUUUCCGCUUCCAAAUCUGAGCAGCCGGCUCGAGCAGGCCUCGGAGACGAUUCACGACGGGCGGGGUUUCGUUGUGCUGCGCGGUCUGCAGCCGGACAAGUACUCCAACUUUGACAACAUCCUUCUGUACCUCGGCGUGACCAGCUACAUUGCCGAGAGACGGGGCAUGCAGGACUUUGAUGGGCGGAUGAUUCUGCACAUCCAGGCCAUCGCCGAGGACGUAAAAAAACACGGCAGCAUGCCCAACUCGCCUUAUGUCACGCGUGCCCAGCCCUUCCACACCGACCUCUGCGACGUGCUGGCCCUGUACGCCCUCAACGUUGCCGCAUACGGGGGGGAGUCGCACCUCGCGUCCUCGGCCAAAAUCUACAACGAGCUGGCCAGAACCCGGCCCGACAUAAUCGAGGUGCUGGCCAAGGACGACUGGAUCUUUGACGAAUUCUGGCAAGGCCAAUACCACACCCGUCCCCUUCUCUACAACUUCACCUUCCACGGACCAGGCUUCCAAUUCUCCCGGCGCCCCCUCACCGGCUCUCACUUCUCCCCCCACCACCCUUCCGUACCCGCCAUGUCCGAACUCCAAGCCGAAGCCCUCGACGCCGUCUACUUCCUCGCCAAAGAACACUCCCUCGAAAUCCGUCUUCGCAAGGGCGACAUGCUGCUGUUCAACAACUUCGCCAUGCUGCACGCGCGCAGCGGUUUCGCCGACGACGCGGCCCGCGGGCUGCAGCGCCACAUGCUGCGUCUGUGGCUGCGCAACGAGCGGCGCAUGUGGAGGACCGAGACCAGAAACGCGCAGCUCGAGCGUAUUGCUUGGGAGUGUUAUGGUGAUCAUGACCGCCGCCGGGAACUUGCUGUCUGGGACAUUGAUCGCAGCCCGCCCGAGUUGAGGGUUCAGCAUCGCCGGUCGAGUUGUGCUUAG
Messenger RNA from Canariomyces notabilis, 1263 nucleotides. RefSeq names its product Clavaminate synthase-like protein. The transcript has 5 exons. Lineage: Eukaryota; Fungi; Ascomycota; Sordariomycetes; Sordariales; Chaetomiaceae. The record is from RefSeq and is a predicted model, not a curated record. The coding region runs from base 1 to 1263 and encodes 420 amino acids. Gene Ontology annotation, molecular function: oxidoreductase activity.